Necator americanus (New World hookworm) is the source of this 423-nucleotide messenger RNA. RefSeq lists its product as uncharacterized. Gene Ontology annotation, molecular function: serine-type endopeptidase inhibitor activity. The record is from RefSeq and is a predicted model, not a curated record. NCBI's taxonomy places the organism in Eukaryota, Metazoa, Nematoda, Chromadorea, Rhabditida, Ancylostomatidae. Bases 1 to 423 code for a protein of 140 amino acids. The transcript is spliced from 5 exons.
AUGCCAAGAUUCAAAGAAGGAAUCUGUCAACCAUUCAUGUACAAUGGCUGUAACGGAAAUGGAAAUCGUUUUGAAAGUGCCGCUGAAUGCAAGAGGAUAUGUAUUGAUGGGAAUGGAGCCACAUCACUCCAGAGGGACGACGCUACCGCCGGACUCCAAGCAUCAAUGAGAUCUGCAUGUCGAGCUGAAUAUUCCACGGAUCAUCUCAUUCCACAACAAUGCACAACCGCUGAAUAUCUCUGCAAUUUACGUUAUGAUUCUGGAAAAUUUGCGGUUGGAGGUGAAAAAAGUGAUCGUUACUUCUACACCAGCCAGUACAGAACAUGCAUGAGAUUCUCAUUCUAUGGAACACUUGGAAAUGAGAACAACUUCCCGGACUAUAAUUCUUGUAUGAGGACAUGCGGCGUUUUAGCUCAACAGUGA